Phodopus roborovskii (desert hamster) is the source of this 4759-nucleotide messenger RNA. RefSeq names its product ADAM metallopeptidase with thrombospondin type 1 motif 5 (gene Adamts5). The transcript is spliced from 8 exons. Gene Ontology annotation, molecular function: metalloendopeptidase activity; zinc ion binding. The record is from RefSeq and is a predicted model, not a curated record. Gene Ontology annotation, biological process: extracellular matrix organization; proteolysis. Lineage: Eukaryota; Metazoa; Chordata; Mammalia; Rodentia; Cricetidae. The coding region runs from base 309 to 3098 and encodes 929 amino acids.
CCCUCUCCCCCGCCCCCUUUUAAUUUUUCUUUCUCAGUCUCUCGGAGCACAAUUCCAAACAUUUUCCAAACCAACAAAGAAAAAGUUCGCACGCUGGCACCGUGGCCAGGACAGGCUGGCGGUCUGCGGCGGGUUAGCCCAACCAUCCCCCGGACACUUGACUCAACCUUGCAUGCAAGUGUGUAGACAGUGUGUAGGUGGGUGGGUGGGAGGCCGAGUCCCCCACCCCCGCCCCUGAAACUUCCAUAGCAAAUAGCAAACAUCCCGCUAGAUUCAAUUGCGCAGCCCCUCCCGGUGGGCAGCGCACUAUGCGGCUCCAGUGGGCGUCCCUGCUGCUGCUGAUGUGUGCGUCCUGCCUGUCCCUGACUGCUGACAACCCCACCAGGGCACCUGCCCAGGAUAGAACAGGACAGCUUCGGGCUGCUGCAGCGGCCGCCCAGCCCGGGCAGCUGCAGGGGGAGGAGACGCAGGAGCUGGACCAUCCGAAUCUCCUGGCCAAGCAGCGCAGGAGCAGCGGGCUGGUGCAGAAUAUAGACCAGCUCUACUCUGGCGGUGGCAAGGUGGGCUACCUUGUCUAUGCCGGCAGCAGGAGGUUCCUGCUGGAUUUGGAGAGGGAUGACUCAGUGGGUACCGCUGGUGGCAUCCUUACUGCAGGAGGCGGGCUGAGUGCAUCAUCUAGCCACCGGGGUCACUGCUUCUACCGGGGCACGGUGGAUGGCAGCCCAAGAUCCCUAGCUGUCUUUGACCUCUGCGGGGGUCUCGAUGGCUUCUUCGCUGUCAAGCACGCGCGCUACACUCUGAAGCCCCUCCUGCGUGGAUCCCGGGCCGAGGCCGAGGCCGGACGAGUGUACGGGGAUGGAUCUUCGCGCGUUCUGCACAUCUACACCCGUGAGGGCUUCAGCUUCGAAGCCCUGCCGCCACGCGCCAGCUGUGAGACUCCCGCGUCCCCGCCUAGGCCUCAAGAGCGCCCCUCGGUGCACAGUAGUUCCAGGAGACGCGCAGCUCUGGCUCCGCAGCUCUUGGACCAGUCAGCCUUCUCACCAGCUGGGGAUGCAGGACCCCAGACUUGGUGGAGACGGAGGCGCCGUUCUAUCUCUAGAGCCCGCCAAGUGGAGCUCCUUUUGGUGGCUGACUCCUCCAUGGCGAGGAUGUAUGGCAGGGGCCUGCAACAUUACCUGCUGACCCUAGCCUCCAUUGCCAACCGCCUGUACAGUCACGCUAGCAUUGAGAACCAUAUCCGCCUGGCUGUGGUGAAGGUGGUAGUUCUGGCCGACAAGGACAAGAGUCUGGAGGUGAGCAAGAAUGCCGCCACGACCCUCAAGAACUUUUGCAAGUGGCAGCACCAACACAACCAGCUAGGGGAUGAUCAUGAGGAACACUACGAUGCAGCUAUCCUGUUCACCCGAGAGGAUUUAUGUGGGCAUCAUUCAUGUGACACCCUGGGAAUGGCAGACGUUGGGACCAUAUGUUCCCCGGAGCGCAGCUGUGCUGUGAUUGAAGAUGAUGGCCUCCAUGCGGCCUUCACUGUGGCUCACGAAAUUGGACAUCUACUUGGCCUCUCCCAUGACGAUUCCAAAUUCUGUGAAGAGAAUUUUGGUUCCACAGAGGACAAGCGUUUAAUGUCGUCAAUCCUCACAUCAAUCGAUGCAUCUAAGCCAUGGUCCAAAUGCACUUCAGCCACCAUCACAGAGUUCCUGGAUGAUGGUCAUGGUAACUGCUUGCUAGAUCUACCACGGAAGCAGAUUCUGGGUCCUGAGGAACUCCCGGGUCAGACCUAUGAUGCUACCCAGCAGUGCAACUUGACCUUUGGGCCUGAAUACACUGUGUGCCCUGGCAUGGAUGUCUGUGCCCGGCUGUGGUGUGCCGUGGUGCGCCAAGGCCAAAUGGUGUGCCUGACCAAGAAGCUGCCUGCUGUGGAGGGGACGCCCUGUGGGAAGGGCAGAAUCUGCCUGCAGGGCAAGUGCGUGGACAAGACUAAGAAAAAAUAUUACUCAACAUCAAGCCAUGGAAACUGGGGAUCCUGGGGCCCCUGGGGCCAGUGCUCUCGCUCAUGUGGGGGAGGAGUACAGUUUGCCUAUCGCCAUUGCAAUAACCCUGCACCUCGAAACAGUGGCCGUUACUGCACAGGAAAGAGGGCCAUAUACCGCUCCUGUAGUGUCACGCCCUGCCCACCUAAUGGUAAAUCUUUUCGUCAAGAGCAGUGUGAGGCCAAGAAUGGCUACCAGUCUGAUGCUAAAGGAGUCAAAACUUUUGUGGAAUGGGUCCCUAAAUAUGCAGGUGUCCUGCCAGGAGACGUGUGCAAACUUACCUGCAGAGCCAAGGGCACUGGCUACUACGUUGUCUUUUCUCCGAAGGUUACAGAUGGGACUGAGUGUCGGCCGUACAGCAACUCUGUGUGUGUCCGAGGAAGGUGCGUGAGAACUGGUUGCGAUGGCAUCAUUGGCUCAAAGCUGCAGUAUGAUAAGUGUGCAGUUUGUGGCGGGGACAACUCCAGUUGUACAAAGGUUAUUGGAACCUUCAACAAAAAAAGUAAGGGCUACACGGAUGUUGUGAGGAUCCCUGAAGGAGCAACUCAUAUAAAAGUCCGACAGUUCAAAACCAAAGACCAGACUAGAUUCACUGCCUAUUUAGCACUGAAGAAGAAAAGUGGUGAGUACCUUAUCAAUGGCAAGUACAUGAUCUCCACUUCAGAGACUAUCAUCGACAUCAAUGGUACGGUCAUGAACUACAGCGGGUGGAGCCACAGAGACGAUUUUUUGCAUGGGAUGGGCUAUUCGGCCACAAAAGAAAUUCUGAUCGUACAGAUUCUUGCAACAGACCCAACUAAAGCAUUAGAUGUCCGUUACAGCUUCUUUGUUCCCAAGAAGUCCACUCAAAAAGCAAACUCUGUCAUUAGCCAUGGCAGUAACAAAGUGGGACCACACACCGCACAGCUACAGUGGGUGACAGGCCCAUGGUUGUCCUGCUCUAGGACCUGUGACACAGGCUGGCACACCAGGACGGUGCAGUGCCAGGAUGGAAACCGGAAAUUAGCAAAGGGGUGCCUUCUCUCUCAGAGGCCUUCUGCAUUUAAGCAAUGUUUGCUGAAGAAAUGUUAGCCUGUGGUUUGUUCUCCUGCACAGAGAUAACUGGAGGGUCGUCAUAGAUACAAUUGUGGUGAAGACAAGGCCUAACCAAGGCACAGAAAGUAGUGCUUCAAUGUCAUUGUCACCAGGAGUCGACUUAUGGGCAGAAUCUGCUCUCUGUGACCAAAACAUGUACAUUGCUUCUCGUUAUGAUGGUGACCUUGAAAUACAGAAAACGGGGAAGUUAUGGAACAUCCCUGGGCCUACACAAGAGAGACACACAGUGAUGAAUGUAGAAUUGAGGACAUCUGAAGAUGGCAGAGAAGUCUUGUCACCUACCUCUUAUAGAAUGUCUUCAGAGGCAUUGUGAUCGUGUUCAAUAAUGACACACAGAUUAUUUUUACUGUUUGUAAAUGCAUCUGCCCUUGGAAUGUCACUUUAUAUACUUGGUCCUAUUAAUAUAUAUAUAGUAUAUUUCUAUUAAAAAAAAGUAUUUGACCAAAGUAGGUCUGCAGCUAUUUCAGCUACUGGCUUCCAGAAAGAGCUGUGGAAGAUUUACUGGAAAUUAAGAACUUGCUGCUGUUGAAUAAGAUUUUGUGUAUUUUCUGACUACAGGAGAUAACAUUUUAGUCAAAAAAAAAAAAAAAAAAAGCAUUUUGACAGCAAGCAUCUUCUGAGAAAUUCUAAAAGGGACAGGAUCUGUGUAUAUCUGGUCAUUUAAAAAAAAUCCUCAGGUCCACAUACUCUAACUUUGACUAUCUGUGUUUUUUUCAGGCAGUCAGCCAUUUUAUUGUAUUAUUGUGGUGUAGAAAUUGUGUUCUCCUGUGUAUAUGUGAUCAAUAUCCAAGGGUCUCAAUUAGUUUGCUUGUAUUGGAAUUUAAAAGGAAAAAAAAUGUCACUGUGUUUUCAAUUUGUAGUUUCACAACUGCUUAUUUUCUGUGGCUCCCAGUUAAUAUUUCACAAUGUGUAGUAAACAUACACAACACACAACAUCAUGUUAUCUGUCACAUCGGACACCUUUGGACCAGCAUACCUCUUCUCAGCCAGCCUUUAAAAUGUGUUAGUGUUCGCUUAUUUGUUUUUUCUUGACGGUUGGAAAAGACUUAUGUUCCAUAUUGACUAGGUCUAACAGUAAUGUUAAAGCCACUUCAUGUUUAGUCUCCUCUAGAAGAAACAGUUGGUAUUAAUUCAAUUACUUCAAAAAGUCAAACUCAUUAGCAUUAAUAAGACUGUUGCUACACCAUAGGCAAUCAUCUCACAAUUUAAAAAAUAUAAACAUAUACCUACUGUAUUAGACAAUUUUCCCAAUUGUAAAGUGUUUGACUAUACCAGUGAGAGCAUAGAUAAUGAAAUGUAAGGGUUUCCAGGAAGUCUCCUGCUUUCGGAGGAAGGCUGCACAUUGAAAAUAGUUAAUACUUAUAAACAGAAAAUAUCCUUUAGAUUAUACACCGCACAACCCCCUCGGAUAACUCUAAUAAUAUGACAUGUUUUAUUCCACUGGGAUUUCUAUUUUUCUUUGUGAAAUACAGCAAAGCAAAUUGUUUUAUGUAAAUUUUAUAGUGAUCAUACCAAAUGUGCCUACUGUUAAAGAUUUGUAUAUAAGGAUUUUAAGAAAUCCUGGUUGGAAUCCCACUAAAUGUAUGAGAGUUUAUUUUUAUUAUAGGAUAUUUUAAUAUAAAGAAUUAUGUAACUGA